AUGAAUAUUAAAGACACAUAUGGGGAAGAUGAAAAUUUGAGCGAUAUGAACACUUUCAGCAUUUCAGACAAGAUUGGGUUUGCUUCAGCUGCUACCACAACCUUUCAGAUAAGUGAGCCUCAAAGCAAAAGAAAGCCAUCCAAGUGCUGUGCCAGUGUGGCCCUUUGCUUCUACCUGCUGCUGCUGACGGCCGGCCAGGGGCUGCUGGCGUACAAAGUGUUUAAGAUGCAGAGAGAGAUACUGAAAUUUCAAGAACAAAAUACCUCCUAUACAGAAGAGAUUCUGGAAAGCUCCUUUGCCCACAAACUGCUUUCGGAGAGAAACUCUAUAGAGAAGCACAUGGGACAUGAAGAAAACUGGAGAAGAAGCUUAGAAGAAGAGAUCACCAUAAUUAAAAGCAGCAAUGCAAACCUGAUGAUGAUGAUGAGCAACAUCACCCUGGCUGCAGGGACUCCUGGACGCAAAGGAGAUCCUGGUCCACCAGGGCCACAGGGACCACCAGGGACAAAGGGGGACCGAGGAAUACAAGGACUGCAGGGUGUGAAGGGGAGUAAAGGAGACCCUGGUCGUGCUGGCCCAAGUGGUAUACCAGGAGUGAGAGGAGAAAAAGGAGACACAGGGCUUGCAGGUCUCCAAGGACAGAAAGGCGAAAUGGGCAAGAAGGGAGACCCUGGGCCCAGUGGACCCAUGGGUCCUCAGGGACAGCAGGGAGUCCCAGGACUGCCUGGUUUCAAUGGUAACACAGGGGAGCCUGGACGUCCUGGUCAGAAAGGAGAAGCAGGCGUAAUGGGACAACGUGGGCCUGUGGGAACUCCUGGCCUCGAUGGCAGACCUGGUCAAAAAGGAGAGAAGGGUGACCAUGGGCCCAGUGGUAGUCCAGGAGUACAAGGCAUUGCGGGACCUAAAGGUGAAAAGGGAGACAAAGGAACAGCAGGUCUGCCAGGGCAAACAGGAAUAAAGGGAGAUCGGGGCUUACCAGGCACCCCAGGCCCACCUGGUCAAAAUGGACGCAAGGGUGAUGAUGGCAGUCGUGGUCCAAAAGGUGAACCAGGAGUAAAAGGACAGAAGGGAGAUCGUGGAUACACUGGUUCCGAAGGAUCAAAAGGGAGCAAAGGGGAUAAGGGAGAAGGCAACUCAUAUAAUCUUAUACGAAUCGCGGGAGGGGGCAGAAGAGGCCGUGUGGAAGUCUUUCACAACGGGUACUGGGGAACAAUCUGUGACGAUGGCUGGGACACCAAAGAUGCCGCUGUGGUGUGCCGAAUGCUGGGAUACAGCCGUGCAGUCUCCGCCUUCACAGCAGCAGGAGGCACUGGACAAAUUUGGCUUGAUGAAGUGGAUUGCAGAGGGUCCGAAGGUUCAAUUUUCACCUGUUCAAAGGCCAACUGGGGCGUGCACAACUGCUUUCACAGUGAGGAUGCUGGGGUGGAGUGCAUUUGA
Mesitornis unicolor (brown roatelo) is the source of this 1437-nucleotide messenger RNA. It is a transcript of the gene MARCO, whose product is annotated as macrophage receptor with collagenous structure. Gene Ontology annotation, cellular component: membrane. The transcript is spliced from 15 exons. The record is from RefSeq and is a predicted model, not a curated record. Lineage: Eukaryota; Metazoa; Chordata; Aves; Mesitornithiformes; Mesitornithidae. Bases 1 to 1437 code for a protein of 478 amino acids.